Molecule: messenger RNA, 768 nt
Organism: Oryza sativa Japonica Group (Japanese rice)
Lineage: Eukaryota; Viridiplantae; Streptophyta; Magnoliopsida; Poales; Poaceae
Product: heavy metal-associated isoprenylated plant protein 6
Molecular function (GO): metal ion binding
Source: RefSeq, a predicted model, not a curated record
AUGGCGCCUGCGACUGUGAUCCUCGAGAUGGAAGUGCACUGUAAUGGCUGCGCGAGGAAGAUCGAGAAGACGAUCAAGAAAAUUUCAGGGGUGGCGCUGGCGACGGCGAGCCUCGGGUCGCCGGGGACGGUGGUGGUGCACGGCACCGCCGACGCGGCGGCGAUCCAGGCGCGGCUCAAGGCCAAGAUUAAGAGGGACGUCGCCAUCGUCAGCAUCACCGCCGGCGCCGUCGAGCCACCUCAACAAGCCCCGCCGGCGGCUGCUCCGCCUCAGCAGGCGGCGCCGCCGGCUGCUCCGCCGCAUCAGUACGGCGGCGACUACCGGCAGCACGGCAGCGGGAACAGCUUUCGGUACCCGCCGUCCUACUUCAGCGAUGAGAACCCCAACACCACAUGCGCGGCUGCUGGUCGGCGGUGGCCACCGCCGUCGGUCUCCUCCGUGAAGGAGAAGCUGGACGAUGCCGCCGCCGAGAACGCGGCCGUAGCCGGGGGUGCCGGCGGUAGCGGCAACGGCGCCUCGACGUCGGAGUCCUCGCCGGCUGUCGCCGUCCUGCAGAUUGAUAUGGAUUGCUGGGGACACAGCAAGAUGGUCAGGAAGCUUGUGAUGGACUACCCCGGCGUUGACAAGGUGACGGUGGACAUUCCAGCGAGACGGGUGAUGGUCGCCGGGAAGUUCGACGUGCAGUGCUUGGAGUUGCUCCUCCAGGUCAGGUCGAAGAAGAAGGUCACCAUCAUCAGCGCCCCCGCGCUGGCCAUUGCCGGCCGGUGA